CCGGUCUAGUACUAGUACUUGAAUUAUAAACUAAAAUAAAAUUUUGAUGCUCUUCUUGUCAAAAAGUUUUUUAAAAUUUCAGCUACAUUAGCACUGUUGUGCUAACGAAAAUAUGUAUAAACAUUUUGAAGUUAAAAUUAUGAAAUUUUGCUUUAUUAAUCAUUCUAAUAUAUUUUAAUAAUUAUGAGUUAUGCUAUUUGAAUUUAUUUGAUGGCCAGUGUUUUGCAUGAAUCUGAUCCUUCAGUUUGUAUGAAGAUGGCCGAUAAUUUAACUUCGGAUAAUUCCAGCUCUUAUAUCGGUGGUAUUCAUUUUAACACGAAAUCAUCCGUAGAUAGGUCUUUAUGGAAAACUUGUUAUGUGUUUCGAGAAGGGAGAAAAAGUGGAAAAAUGACUUUUAAAGGAAAAGUAUAUAAUUUCUUAGAAAGGCCUACUGGAUGGAAAUGUUUUGUAUAUCAUUUCACUGUGUUUUUAGUUGUGCUUGUAUGCCUUAUCUUUAGUGUGCUGUCAACAAUUGAUCAAUAUGCAGAUUUUGCUAUUGAAACUUUGUUUUGGAUGGAAACAGUUUUGGUUGUGUUUUUUGGAGUAGAAUAUUUUAUACGCUUGUGGUCUGCUGGUUGCCGAAGUAAAUACAUGGGAAUUUGGGGUCGAUUGAGAUUUGCAAAAAAGCCAAUUUCAAUUAUUGAUCUGAUUGUUGUGGUUGCAUCUUUGUUAGUUUUAGCUGUUGGUUCAAAUGGUCAAGUGUUUGCAACUUCAGCAAUUCGGGGAAUACGCUUCCUUCAAAUAUUAAGGAUGCUGCAUGUUGAUCGCCAAGGGGGAACUUGGAGACUUUUAGGUUCAGUCGUAUUUGUUCAUCGCCAAGAACUCAUUACUACAUUAUACAUUGGAUUUUUAGGCUUAAUUUUUUCUUCAUACUUCAUGUAUUUAGCUGAGAAAGAAGAUAUAGGUAUAGUUGGAAAAUCAGAUUUUACCAGUUAUGCCGAUGCCUUAUGGUGGGGAGUGAUAACAGUUACUACGAUAGGUUAUGGUGACACUGUUCCUAAAACCUGGAUGGGAAAAAUAGUAGCAUCAUGCUUUUCUGUUUUUGCCAUUUCAUUUUUUGCCCUCCCAGCUGGAAUUCUGGGAUCUGGCUUUGCCUUAAAAGUUCAACAGAAGCAACGUCAAAAGCAUUUUAAUCGUCAAAUACCUGCUGCAGCUACCUUGAUACAGUGCCUGUGGAGAUGUUAUGCUGCUGAUAAAUCAUUCAUGUCUGUUGCUACUUGGAAAAUUCAUAUAAAAGACUCUGGUCAGGCUAACUCUUCUAAUGCAAAUACACCAUUAAGCAAAGUUGCUAAGAAAGCCAGUGUUUUAAAACGACGGAAAUCCAAAAGUAAACUUGAUAUUCCUAUAAGUACUAGUCAUUCUGAACUAUCUCAUCAUCAAAGAGAAAGUGACUAUGAAAUUAAUGGUGAAGAACUUAAAACAGGAUGCACUCAAAAGGCUGCAAAAAAAGAUUGUAAAUUUCAGUCUAGCCCUCCUAAUGUGCAAAACUAUCCAAGUAAUAAUGAUAUUGGUUCAGAUGAUGUUGAAAUAGACAUUGAAGAUCCACCACUAUUGACUGUGCUCACAGAAGCACAUAAAAAUGCAGUUAGAGCGAUCAGAAAGAUAAAAUAUUUUGUUGCACGACGAAAAUUUCAGCAAGCUCGGAAACCUUAUGAUGUACGAGAUGUAAUUGAACAAUACUCACAAGGUCAUCUAAAUAUGAUGGUGCGAAUAAAGGAACUUCAAAGAAGAUUAGACCAUACUCUAGGAAAGCCAGGAUCAUAUCUUACUGAAAAAGGUGUUAAGCCAAUGACAAUUGGAGCUCGUUUAUUUCAUAUGGAGCAACAGAUGAUUACUUUGGAUCGAAAAAUGGAUGUCGUAAUUGCUUCGAUAAAUGUGUUAAUCGAAAAGAUAUCAAGUGAAACAGGAAGCAAUGUGGAGCAAGACAUAUGAUUACUAUCCCAGACUUGUGAAAAUUUAUAUUUAUCUAAUUACGUAUUCAUUUUAGAAUGUUAUGCAUUUUAUUUGUUGGUCAUUUCUGUUUUAAUUGAUCCGCUAAAUUAUUAUUUUUCUUUUAUGUAUACAUUUAAACUACACAGUGCUUGGUCUUAUAUUGCUCAUGUACAAUUUUUUAAUUAGUUGAACUUUUGGAACAACUUGGAUCUCAUACGCCAAGAAGUUGCUAGUAAUUUCAAAAGCUCUAAUAAUUAUUUUAAAUGCUUAACUAUACAUAUAUAAUGUAAAAUUAAAAUUUCUUCGGAAUAAAUUGGAUUUUAAUAUUUUAUUUUUCUAACUAUUAUAUAACUUAAUAUAAAUGACAUAGUAAGAACUGCAAAUAAAUCUUUCUAAUAGUAAUAUGCCUGAAUUAACAAAAUUUUGGAAUAUUAAGUAUUAAGUUUUUUGUUUAAAAUUUUUUUUUCGUCCAGUAAUUGGAAAACAUUAAAAACAAACAUUAUAGUGCUUGCAGUGGAAGUCGUCAUGGAGAAAUCUUCUGAUGAAAGCAUUGACUCACAUUGGGCUCUCUGGUCAACUAUGAUGAUGAUAGUGCUUGCAUAGAAUGUGUCUUACCUCAAAAUUGCAUUUCUGAAAAAUCACUUAGAGAAAAAAAAAUAAAAAAAUUUUUCUGUUUAUAAAGAGAAAUGGUGUAAAUACAGAAAAUUUAAUUGUAAUAGUCCUAACUAGUUAAUGUUUCAACUAGUUAGGAUUCGCAAGAUUCAUCCAAAACUCCCUUCUUAUUGAUGUAUCUUGUUUUUUGUGUAACUGAGUGGCAUGACUUACAAAGUUAAAAUUUUUAAGCUGCAGUUUAACAAUUGAGUUAAUACAAAUUUGUACAUUUUGCUGUAUCAACACUUAUAUCUAGCAUUUGAUGUAGCAUAACUGUGAUUACUGACAACAAACCCUAAAAAUCCACUUAUAUCUAUUCUUAUAUUGCACAUCUGUUUCACAUCUCUUAACUCUCUGCAUAUCAAAUUCUUUUCUUAGUAAUACUGAUAUAUUCUUGUAGAUUUAAGAGACUUUGCUAUUGAUAAGAACCUUAGAUAAUUUGUAUGUGUAUUAAGGUCGAAAAUUCUUUUUAAAUAAGAAGUGUUACUGCUUUUCAAAAUAGAGUUUGAAUAUUAUGGCAUUUUGAUUAAUAUAUCAUUAUUCUUUAUUUCUCAUCAAUUUGACUAAUAAUACUGCUCAGUAAGAAAUGGCAGGAAACAAAUAAGCUGUUAAAAUACAGAAUUGUUCCCUUUUUAAAUUUAAUGAUACAAAAUGUCUAUUAUUAUCAAUGAUCUAUGUUUAAUUUCUUAAGACUUGCCUCCGGUAUUUUCUUUUCAAAUGAUAAGAUUUUUCUCUUUCAUUUUUCGUUACAUGAAUAUUUUAUACCAAUAAAAAAAAUAGAUAUUCUUAUAUACCAAUGAGUGUCAAAGAUUUAAUAUUUCUCUUAUUACAGAUACUAAAUAUUUACUAAAAUAUGUAUAUAUUUUGGGAGUAGAAAUCUAGUUUAUUCUCUAAGAAAUUAUAGCCCUGUAUCAAAGUUUUUCUAAAUGCUGGAAUUAUACAAAAUAUUUACUGAAUACAAAUAGGCAAAUAUGACAAGAUUUGGUCAAAGUAAAAAUAAAUAUUUUAGUUAUUUAAUUUUACUCGUUAAAUUUUUCUUUAUUAUAUCUUUUAGAAAGUAAUGGAUAUGAGUCAUCUUAUUUUACAACCUGUGUGAGAAAUAUUUGUAUGAUCUCUAUGUUUCUAAAUUUCUCAAUAUAUGAUUAAAAUAUUUUUCAGCUUUGUUUUGAACAUUUUAAUUUCCUUUCUUGAUUAAAUAAUCUUAGUUUACUAUAAUUUUUAUAAUUAUGCUAUUACAAGUAUGCAAUUAAAAGUAUGCUAUUAAAACUAUGCCAUUAUAACUAUGGAGUUGUAGCUAGGCAGUUGGAGCUAUGCAAGAUCAUCAUGAUGAUGUAAAUGAUUUCUAAUCAUUUUUACAUUAAAUAUUCUUCAAUAUUUCAUUGACUUCCUCAUUCAUUCCUUAGUUGUUAAAGAACAGGCAAUUUUGGCUAAGUUUAUAGGAUAGGCCAAAUAUAUUCAAUUGAUGUUGCUUAGAGUACCUAUAUUUCAAAUAGCAACAACAAACAAAGAAAUCCUCUUUUUUUUUUCUUUUCAUUUUAAACAUUAAAAGUAGCACUAGAGUAUCUCAAUGUACUUUUUAUCGUGUGUCACAUUUCCUAUAGCACAGAUUGCUUGAGUAUUUUUAUUUAUGUUUAUUUUUGCAAAAGAUACUUCUUGUAGCAUAAUAACACUAUUGUUAUGCAUCUUUCUAAACUUUCUUUUCUGAAAAAUAACUGUUAAAAGGAUUUUUCUUUUCUGAAAAAUAACUGUUAAAAAUGAUUUAUUUUUCUGAAAAAUAACUAUUAAAAACAGAUAUUAAGAAAACUUAAUAACACAUACUUUUGAGUGUUUGCUAAGUGCAGUCAAUGCUCAAUAUAAAGACCCUUGCUAUCUGAACAAAAAAUAUAUGGUAUAACAUGAGCUUGUUAUAGCAUAUGUGUGUUAUAGCAUAUAUUAUAACUUCAUAUUUUGGUUCUUGUACAGAAAGGGUCGAUGUCAUGGGGGAUAAUGUCAAAAUUCCUAUAUUGCAAAAGUAUAAUAAUAUAUAUAUAUAUAUUCAAUUUUUCUUUUUAGAAACAUUUAUUAAAACAAUUAUGCAUCGGUGAUUUUUCAUAAUAGCUGAAAUAUAUGUUAGAGUUUAAAUUUUAUAUUUAAACUUUUUACUAGUAGUUCUUUUUUUGGUAAAAUUUAUAAAAAGUAUUACUUUUAUUGAUUUUCUUCUUUAAAAAUAGUUUUGAAAGUCAAAUACAUAUCCUCAAAAAUGUAGCUGUUUAAUUCUGCCAUAUAUUAAUGCUAAAUAACUUAUUAUAAAAAUGUUGCAAAAACAAUUUGUAUCAUGAAAUCUUUUAAACAAUGUGAUGUCUUUUUAACAAAAUUUAGAUACGAUUUUUAUAAGAAAGUAAAAAAAUAAUAAUAAUAGCAAUACUAAGGACCCUUUGAUGUUAAAUUUUUUGGUUUGCUGAUAUGAAUUUUUUUAUUUUUAUUUUGUAUAUACUUCCCAUGCAGCUGAUAAAAGUUGAGUAAUGCAUGUGAAAUUAUUAAAAUGCCUCAAGUGUUUUAGCUUUUUAUUAUAUCUAAUAUUUUAUUUUGAUUUGAAGUGGUCAUCUCAAACAUGCUAAACAGAUGUUUAAGUAUUAAUAUUUUGAUUUCAAGAAUAAUUUUUUUUUUUACUGUAGGUAAAAAUUAUUACAAUCCUUUUCUAAGUUCUUAAGACUUAUUUUAAAGUAUUUUCUUACCACUAAUAAUAUUUCUUAAUAUUUUUUCAUUAAAAAUUGCAAUUAAAAAGCUGCAUGUUAAGAUUAAAGAGAUUUUUAUUUUUUUAAAUUAAUGUUCGUGAUUGUUGAUACAUUAUUCUAAUUUGCAUUUACCUGGGAUCCUAGAAACUACUUAAAUGUAACAAAAUAUAAUUAAAACAACAAUAUCAUCCAGCUGAUUCAUGUUAUUCUGAUUUAUGUUCAUUAAGUGAAGGAAAUUAAGUAUUUUAUAAGAGUACUAAGGUACUUAUUAAUAUGUAUGUAUGAGAAAUAAAAUUAAAAUUCACCUUUACUUGUAACUGAAAGCUUUAAAAAUUGCAGAUGUGCUCAGCAUAAUAGCUUCUUUAAUAAAAUAAGAAUAAUAGAGAGGAUAUGAUUGCCAAUGAUUUCAAACAGAGAACAGAUGUAGCCUUUGCUGUGGUAUGCAAUGUAGAGAGAAUAAUUUUUUUUUUUUUUAAUAAACAAAAUUUUUUUAUCCUUAUUCGAAAAAUAGAUGCAUUAAAAAAAAAUUUAACAGCUUUUUACAUUUCUGAUUUGACAUAUGAUAUUGAGCUAGAAGCCUUUGUAUAAAAGUGGCUUUGAAAUUUUGCUUAAAUAAAUUAUUUUUCUAGAUUAUGUUAAAAGUCUAUAUUUCAUGUUAAUCCUGUAAUUUUCAGCACCUUUCAGUUGAAUUUUAUGUACCUUUUAUGUUUCAAAGAUCUUUUACCUUUCUGAAAAUAUUUUUUGUUUCGUUAAAAACAGUGCUUCAGAAUAUUAUCUGAUAAAUAAUUUUCAAGAGGAAACAUCAUUACCAUUGCAAGCGCGUUUAACAAAAUAAUAUUAAAAAGAAAUCAAAACAUUAUUGUUUGUAACGUUAUUACAAUAAUGUUAAAAAAGUGCGAAAACAUGAAGGCAAAUUUUAAUAAUGAAUUUACAUAUUUUAUAUGUUUAUUUUCUCUUUCAUGCUGCAUGGGUAGUUUCAUAUAUUUGAUAUAAUAUAUAUUUAAGAGUUCAGUUUAUUGUCUUAAUAAUUCUUCUGAGAAAAUAUUUACUAAGGAACUUUUAUAUAUAUACAUAUGUUUAUAUAGAUUCAACAAAAUAAUGUAUAUUUGUAAAGUCUGAGUGCUUUUACUCAUUUCUUAAUUACAUUUUUCAUAUAUACAUACAUUCUUUUUUCAAAUUUAUAAGGAAGAUAUUUAUACUAAACUGACUAAAUAUUAUUAAAUAAAUUUACUUUCUAUACUGGUUUAGCUUUCUUUGUGUGAAUAGUUUUGACAAACAAUUAUUCUGUAUUUAAAGUUAAUGUUUAUAUUGAGCAUAAUUGUAAGUUUUUCUCUAUUAUUAUAAUUUAUAAGAAGGUUAUUUGUAAGGUCUAUAUUUCACUUAAUGAUUUUAAAACUGUCAUAUGCAUUUUUUCCAAUAAUUUGUCACUUAGGGAUUUUCUUUGAGACAAAUAUUGUGAUAUCGAGUAAGUUAAAUAGUUCUAACUCUCUAAUGCAUUCGCAAAAAAAGAUGAAUUUAUUGAAAUUUUUCUUCCUAUACCUCAUUUUAAUAACAGGGGAGAAACUAAUACGUUGGAAGAAGGAUUUAUGUGUGGAAGGUGGUUAGAGGAAUAAUUUAAUAGUUUGCGUACUGUAUAGAAAAAAAAAGAAAAAUUUACUAAGUAAAAACGUACAAGUAUUUGAAUAUUAAACAAUGAAUAGAGAGGGACAAGUAAUGAAACAAGUUAUACUAGAAUUCUUACGAAUUUUCUAAUUAUUACACAAUUAUUUAAUUUAACUUUCUUCUAACACCCGUUUUUUUCACAGUCUUUAAAUUGGUAGCUAUUAUGAGACAUAAAAUCUUGACGACGAAAAGUUGGAAAACAGCUGAAAUCAUUCUAAAGUGAUUAAGUAUUAAAAAUUACGCCAUAAGUCUCUUUCUCUUUUUUUUAAAAAAAAUAUAUAUUAGUGAUGUAAAUGGCACAUAUAUUUCAAUUAAUAUGUUUAGUGAAUUAUAUAUGUUGUAUACACUAGGCUUAAAAUUGUUAUUAUUUCAGAAUCGUUAUUUGGCCCUUCUUUCAUAUAUUUGACUUAUAUAAUUUUGCUAAAAUUGUAUUAUUUAACCUUCUGGCAGUCACACAAAUGAGUAAUUUGGAAAAUGUUUCUUCCAUUUUCUAUUUUUUUUCUAUUAAUGUUUUUCUUUUUUCCUAUUUUAUUACAUGCAAGAACUAGGUUUGGUGUAGGAAACAGAAUAAAGCUUGAAAUGCCACUUCCCCCUGUGUCUUGCCAGAAAGGGUUAAUUUAGAAAUAUUUCUAGAAGUCUAUUUUCUCUAUUUUGAAUUCUAUGCAAUUGUAUUUUUAAGCAGAUUAUGGAGUUAUUCAGUUUAUUUGUUUUU
Messenger RNA from Parasteatoda tepidariorum (common house spider), 7710 nucleotides. Its product is annotated as potassium voltage-gated channel subfamily KQT member 1. Gene Ontology annotation, molecular function: voltage-gated potassium channel activity. Gene Ontology annotation, cellular component: membrane; voltage-gated potassium channel complex. Gene Ontology annotation, biological process: potassium ion transmembrane transport. NCBI's taxonomy places the organism in Eukaryota, Metazoa, Arthropoda, Arachnida, Araneae, Theridiidae. The record is from RefSeq and is a predicted model, not a curated record.